AUGACACUAAACGAUCAUGUGGAGGCAAUUAAGAGAGAGAUGACAACAGUAUCGUCUCAACUGUCAUCGAAUAAGCAGGAGCUGGAAAGAGCACGACAGGAAAUGACACAAUUACAGUUGACACUCCAACAGGUGAACGAUCAAUCGAUACAGACGGAACUUCAGAAAUCACAUGAGACGACGAAGAAAUUGGAGGCAAUUGCGACGAGAUUCCUCGCCACGAUAUCAGAUCAAGCACAACAGAGUCAACUCAUCGCCGAACUUGAGCAGAUUUCACAAAAGGCGGGCGGUGCGAAUCAGAAUCCGAAUCCGAUGGUGAUGACACCGCCGAUGAUGAAUGCGGCGGCGGUUGCCGCAAUGCAACCGCAUCUUAUGAUGAGAAACCCGAUGCUCAAUGCAAUGGCACAAGCGUCGCCACGUGGAGUACCUGGAAAACAGGGAGUACCAAAUGGACAGCAACAGGCCGCCGCGAUGAACGGAAUGAUGCAACAAAUGCAGAUGCAGGCGAUGGCAGCGCAGGCGCAAGCUAUGAUGCACGCGCAAAUGUUUCAGCAGAUGGGCGGGCCGAUGAUGGUGCCAGGAAUGAUGGGGGGAAUGCCGCCUGGAAUGGCUGGAUUGCCGGGAAUGAUGCCGCCGAAUAGUAUGGCGGCGAUGCAACAACAGUAUCAGCAAAUGGCCGCCGCCGCCGCAGCCGCCUCCGUCGCCGUCUCGACACCUUCAAGGAAUCCGUCGACGUCGGGAGCCGCGUCACGGACACGAACACCGCUCACCGCGUCGGCCACAAACUCGCCACGCCCCACCGUCGAACCUGUCAUCAUAAAGGAGGAGGAGCCGACGUCAACGGCGAUGGAAACUGAAGGAGUCACGGUGGCGACGACGACGACGACCGGUGGAUCGACGAUUAAACAGGAGGAGAAUUCGACGAUUUCGGUGGCAUAA
Molecule: messenger RNA, 939 nt
Organism: Caenorhabditis remanei
Lineage: Eukaryota; Metazoa; Nematoda; Chromadorea; Rhabditida; Rhabditidae
Exons: 2
Coding region: 1-939 (312 amino acids)
Source: RefSeq, a predicted model, not a curated record